GCUAUUGUGCGCCCCCGGACUCAAAGGAGUUAGCGGGGCCUGCAUGGACCUCAAGCCAUGUAAAUGCUCAUGCUCACAGCAAUGGGCCUCUUUCCAACGUCGAUUUAGUGGCGCCCCCUUUAGAAUGCUCCGCCGCAGUACCGCUGCCUUGUGGGAUUGCAAUAACAACACUAAAUAUACCAGGAAACAAAUCGGGACGGAGUAAAGCCGAGGUCGGAUUUUGCGACCUGGUCGGGGACUGCCUUUCCCAAGGAGUGACACGCGGCAAACACCCAGCAAGCCAACUGACAGGCCUUCGUCGAUAUUAGCCUAAAACAACAAAGUUAGCAAGCAUUUAGCAUCGCAGAGAAAGAAGCCCACUAAAGUCUGCGCCACUAAAUGGCUAAAGUCUGCACUGGAAAGAGGCCCAAUGUCACGCAAUCUUGCCGGGGUGCCUCGAUUGAAGCCCCGCGCUUCAGCUGUUGCUUACUUUGCAUUGUUGUUAACCGUCACAUUGUGUCGUGGUAAUUCAGCGUCCACUCUCCAGCACCUGUUACGAAUCCUAUCGGCGCCUACUUUGCGAUUUGGCCCGUGUUCGCAAGGCAUAUCAGUAAAGCCACAUGCAUAGCUGCACCUAGAUCGCACGCUGCUGCGGCGGAGCAGCGAGCAAGAAACCUUACGUUGCUCUUGGACCCGGCGAGCCCACGAGGCGCCGCUGCACGAUGCAGCGAGCGGCGGCGGUGCCUUCUGCGAGGGGCAGCAUGCAUGGCGGAGGCCGAGGCGGUGGCGGCGCAGGUUUUCUUCGUGCAGUCGCGUCCACGGCACUCGGCGCGCAAAAUCUGGCGUCACUCCUUGGACGCCGAGCCUCUGUGGUGGCAGUGCAUGCAGACGGGGCUGGUGGGACCACGGGCCGGGUGCCAUUCAGACGCCGGAAACCGCGGCCGGACCCACUGCAAAGGCUGAUGCUGCGGAAGCUGCGGGACAUCCAGAACGACGUGCGCGGCAUCCAGCAGAAGCAGGAUGGAUUCGCUGAGACACAGAGCAUCAUCGUCGAGUCGCUCGUGGGCAGCGAGCUCAGUGAGCGCGACCCGCCGGACGUGGACAGCAGCAAAGCGCGCAGAGCCGUCAAGCUGCAGUCUGCGGACAGCGUUGUGGCCUGUGUGGUGCCGCAAGAGCUCCCGCCGCGCCUGCUGCACGAGGACGCACCUGCGCAGCUCACGGCGUGGCUCAGGGAGGAUCGGGAGAGCGGCGUGAUGAGUGGGGGCUACCGUUUGUUACCGUUUGUUCCAGCGUCUUGACCUGCCAACGCAUAGGCCAGCUCUGACGUGUCAAAAUGGACCCUGACUUGUCUUCUGCCGCCGCCGCUUGUGUAGGGCCGAGGCAUCCGCGCUAUCCUGCGGUCGUGUCUGCGUGCGGUGCCUUCCCUGCUCGGGGCGGUGGCGGGGAGUGCAGAGGACAAGGCGGCGGCUGCGACUGCAGCUGAGGUGAGAGCUUGCCGCUAUUACGUAUGGCGGCUGGCGGCGUGGCGCUGACAGAGCUCGAGAAGGCUGGGGCUGGCCAAAAGGAGCUGCGAGCCGCCUGUGACGCGCUCAAGUGCUGCGCGGCGCGGCUGCCGGUCUCCUUGAAGCUGCUCGAGGACUGCGUCAAGGACCCGAAGAAAGCCGAGGAGCUGCUGCGCGGUGAGCUGUGCAUCGCGGCGCUGACGUCGCUGCACCCGGUCAGCGGCACGGCCUCAUCGACGGCCAAAGAGCUGGAGAUCGACCGCCUGCUGCCGCUACGGUUGCUUCCGGCGGCUGACGGCGCCAACGGCACCAGCAACAACGGUGGCAUCGCCAUCCUGGAGGUGCAGGAGAUCAAGUCGUCCACCGCUGGUCUACCCACGGGGGGUGACCAGGCGGCCCGCCUGGGCUCCGUUCUGGGGUGCUCCUACGGUGUGCUGCAAGAGCGGCUCCAGCACACGGCGGCAGGCGCUGUGCCGCCGCUGCCGGUGAAGCUGCGCCUGCAGGGGACCAUUGCGCUCGGCAAAGACGGCGACCCCAACGCGGAUGCGGCGCAGCUCCCGCCCCAGCAGACGCUUAAAACCGCUGACGACAAGCGAGCCGAGCUGCUACCGCGGUCUUCGUACCGCUGCAGCUUUGCGCGCGACGGGUAGCUGCUGGGGUGCCUGGGCCGCGAGGCUGCGGUCGAGCGGCGGGGGCGACCUGCUGCAGGCGUCCGCGGUGGCUGCAACGCGUGGACCUGUCUGUUGGGGAAGUGCCGAGGGCAUGAGGCAUGGCGAGCUUGGACAGUGCGGCACCGUGGCAGGUAUUAAGCUGACACCCAUUGUGUCAUCCGGCGCGGUUUUGGAGUGCGGGCAUGCCAUGUGCGUACCAUUUUAGGCACGUCACGCGACGAGGGCGCUUGAAGAGUGGGGUCGGAGAGUGCGUAGAGCUUUUGAGUGGGAAAGAAUGGGAGAUUCGUUCAUGGGAAAAUGUGGGAGAUGCAUUUCAUAAAUGUGGUGAACAGUUGAGCGUUUGGGCCGCAUUUUGACGAGUUGGCCGGUCUCUGACGCGUGGUAGGAUGGUGGGCGUCACCAAAGUGAGAGGCUGGCGGCCUGUGGCGGUCUCACCGCUGAGAGACAUUGACCAUCGGUGUCUCGGGACUUGUCCAUAACGAUAACGUUUGUAUUGCAUGUACCAUUUCGUGGGGUGUAAGGGUUCACCUCUCCGGCUGGCACCUCGCAGCCAUGUACUCUGGCCUUGUCAUUUUGUAUGGAGUGAACCCAGUCACUGUUGCGCUGCGCAUGCGAUACAUUGCAAUCAUGUGAUGCGUCGGCAAGUGGAAAGUUUGGCAGGGGAUGGAGCGCUGUGUGGACGGAGCAUCCAUGGGGAAGUGUUGGUGUACCUAAAUAUGCAAGUAGCGCAAGGCAAUUCUGUAGCGCCGGCCGCAUUGGCAUGCGCAGCUCUCGAGUGUGGCGUGUGGCACAUUUAAUAAGCCCGCAUUUCACCACAUGCGUUGGUGUUCAUAUCUAGGACGUGCAUGUCGCAAUAGGUCGGCAGGGUACCGGCGUGUCUGGGACUUCAGAGCCUCUGCGGCGAUGCAUCAGUGCUUACCUGCUCCGUUUGAGGGGAAGGGCACAAGACUGGGGGAGGGAGGAGCCCGGAGGAGCACAGGGUCGCGAAGGCGCAGGCUCCCAUGUAUGUAUACGCUGGUCACUCUGUUGUCGAGGGCGCUGUAAGUGUGGGAUGCUACGAUACGAUUUGGC
Messenger RNA from Chlamydomonas reinhardtii, 3223 nucleotides. RefSeq lists its product as uncharacterized. The transcript is spliced from 5 exons. Lineage: Eukaryota; Viridiplantae; Chlorophyta; Chlorophyceae; Chlamydomonadales; Chlamydomonadaceae. The record is from RefSeq and is a predicted model, not a curated record. Bases 1487 to 2131 code for a protein of 214 amino acids.